Hippoglossus stenolepis (Pacific halibut) is the source of this 6082-nucleotide messenger RNA. It is a transcript of the gene fcho2, whose product is annotated as FCH and mu domain containing endocytic adaptor 2. Bases 197 to 3478 code for a protein of 1093 amino acids. NCBI's taxonomy places the organism in Eukaryota, Metazoa, Chordata, Actinopteri, Pleuronectiformes, Pleuronectidae. Gene Ontology annotation, biological process: synaptic vesicle endocytosis; clathrin-dependent endocytosis; clathrin coat assembly. The record is from RefSeq and is a predicted model, not a curated record. The transcript is spliced from 31 exons. Gene Ontology annotation, cellular component: plasma membrane; cytoplasm; clathrin-coated vesicle.
CCGUUGGAGGGGACGAGCCGCAGCACAGUCGAGCGGAGGUGGAGUCUCGCGGUGGGGAGGGAGAAGAAAGGGGAGAGAGGAGGAAAACGGGGACAGGCAGAUCCGAGAGAACCGGGGGGAGGACGGUGGAUGAUUUACGCCUUCAACGUUGCAUUAGAAGCGGGUAAACGGCGGCGGCGAAGAGGAGCAAAACAAGAUGAUAACGCCCUACUUUCUGGAGAGUUUCUGGGGGGAAAAGAACAAUGGCUUUGACGUGCUCUACCAUAACAUGAAGCAUGGCCAAAUCUCCUCCAAGGAGCUGACAGACUUCAUCAGAGAAAGGAGUACUAUUGAAGAGGCCUACGCCAGAUCAAUGACCAAACUUGCCAAGUCAGCUGGCAACUUUUCUCAGCUUGGGACAUUUGCUCCAGUGUGGGACGUGUUCAAGAGCUCGACAGAGAAGCUGGUCAGCUGUCACAUGGAGCUCGUGAGGAAACUGCAGGAACUCAUAAAAGAGGUUCAGAAGUACGUGGAGGAGCAGGCCAAAGCACACAAGAAGACAAAAGAAGAGGUGGCGUCUACCCUGGAGGCCGUCCAGAACAUCCAGACCAUAUCUCAGGCUCUGCAGAAGUCCAAGGAGAUCUACAACGCCAAAACUGUGGAGCAGGAGCGCCUCCGCAAAGAGGGGGCCACCCAGAGAGAUGUGGACAAGGCUGGAGUGAAAGCCAAAAAAGCCACAGAAACCUACAAAGCAUAUGUGGAGAAGUAUGCCACAGCCAAGUCAGAAUUUGAACAGAAGAUGACAGAAACUGCACAGAAAUUCCAAGACAUUGAAGAAAACCACAUUCUCCACAUGAAGGAGAUCAUUCAGUCAUACUCGCAGUCAGUCAACGAGACACACAUUCAAAUAGGAGAGCUCCACCACGAGUUUGUGAGGAACGUUGAAAACACCUCGGUGGAGAGCUUGAUACAGAAGCUGUCUGAGAGCAAAGGAACGGGAAAGGAGAGACCAGGGCCCAUUGAGUUUGAGGAGUGCAAUACAGCUAUCGCAACUGAAGGUGCUAAACCCAGAAAGCGAAAACCAUUCGGCAUCCGUAGGAAAGACAAGGACACAGACUCUACGGAGUCUACAGAAGUUGAAGCUGCUAACACUGCCAAUGGCGCUCCCCCCGGAUACUAUGGGGCCAUAGACAUCCAGAACGCUAAUGUUCCCCAAGUUGAUGCGGAGGGCUUCUGUAUCCGACCAGAAGGAAAUGAAAACGAUGCCAAAGAGAAUUCCUUCUAUUCGUCCAGCGACUCCGAGGACGAAGACGAACCCAGGAAGUUCCACGUCGAGAUCAAGCCCGUUCAGCCAAACAACGGCACGCACCAGAACCGAGCCACCAUCGACGAGCUCAAAGCCUCCAUUGGAAACAUCAUCCUGUCGCCCUCCACCUCGGGACAGAUGCGGAGGAACCAGUCCAGGACCACAGGAGUAUCUGCAUUAAGCCCUAAGGCUCAGGGUCGUGGCGAUGAGCUGGCGAAACCCCGAGUGCCAACAUCAUAUGAACUGACCAACAACGACCUUCUGUCUCUGGACCCGUUCAGCCCGACUCUAGCAGCAGGCUCCUCCUCCUCUGUGUCCUCCUCAGCAGACCUUGGCUCUGUUUUCCUUUCAAUCUCUCCAUCCCCAUCUUUUCUGAUGAAUGAUUCCGACGUCUUUCUGCCAGAGGCAUCAGUUGAGACGGUGCCACAACGGGAGCGCUCCCCUCCCCUGGCAGAGAGCCAGCAAUCCAAAGAUGUCUCCUCUUUCUCCUCAUCCACGUCCUCUCCGUGGGACUCGCCAGAAAACGCUUUCCAAGCAAGCAAACCCGCACCGGCGCGGGCCCAGAGCGCCCCCAUCACCCUGCCGACUGAGACGGUGGACCCCAUCAGAAGCCCGGCCGCCGCCAGCCCUCCAAAGAGCGUCGACGCCUUCUCCUCCGUGUCCUGGUCCCAGAGCCAGUGGAUCGCGUUCAGUGAUGGCUUCGCUCCGCCUCGCCGCCAGGGAUCAGGGCCGUGCGCGAAGGAGCUCCAGAGGCCUCAGCCAGGCUCUGGCAGGGCGAGCCGCUUCCUCUCUGAUGACUCUGCAGACACCUACUGCAAAGCACCGGGCAGCAGAGAGGACGGCAACUCCUGCUUCACGGAUGUCUUCACUGGGAUUACAGAUAGGGCGAUGGGUGCAUCUCCACCAAGCAAAGUAUUCAAUGUGCCAUUACCGAACCGGCCCACUACGCCGCUGACAGCUGGAGCCCUGGUGCCCCCACCACGACCCUCCUCCAGGCCCAAACUCCCCACUGGAAAACUCACAGGAAUCAAUGAGAUUGUACGGCCGUUCAGCCCACCCAAAACGUCCGACGCCAGUCCUCCACCUACUGCCCCACUCGCCCGGGCGGAGAGUUCCUCCUCCUUGUCCUCGAAUGCCUCUCUCAGCGCCGGCAACACCCCCACCGUUGCUCCUUGCUUCACUCCUCUCCGUACAGGAGCCGAGCACACCUUUGCUCACCCCCUCUCCUCCCCAGAGCCCGAGCUGCUCUUACUUUCUCCUUUUUUUCUACUAAGCCAAAAGGAUGAUGUGUUCAUAGCGAAGCUGCCUACCUUUGAGAAGCGCUGUGAAACACCAGCAGGGACGUCUCGCGGUCCCAGCCCUGUGACCCUGGCAUCCCAAGAUGCUUUGCCCAUUGCCGUGGCCUUCACAGAGUCGGUUAAUGCUUACUUCAAAGGGGCUGAUCCUUCUAAGUGCAUUGUGAAGAUCACGGGGGACAUGACGCUGUCGUUCCCCAUGGGCAUCAUCAAGGUGUUCACCUCCAACCCCUCCCCGGCCGUCCUCUCCUUCAAACUGAAGAACAUCAGCAGGCUGGAGCAGAUCCUACCCAACCAGCAGCUCUUAUACAGUGAUCCUUCCCAAAGUGACUCAAAUUCCAAGGACUUCUGGUUCAACAUGCAAGCGCUGACGUCCUACCUCAGAAAAGCCUCUGAUCAGAAUCCCUCAGCUUCCUACUACAAUGUGGACAUCCUAAAAUACCAGGUGUUGUCUGAUGGGAUCCAUUCCACGCCUCUAAACAUGGCUGUGUACUGGAAGUGUACAGACACUACAACAGACCUGAGGGUAGACUACCGCUACAACCCAGAUUCCAUGGCCUCUCCUGGGCAGCUCACCAACGUCCAGAUCUUAGUGCCUGUUGACGGAGGAGUCACCAACAUGCAGUCUCUGCCCAACUCCAUAUGGAAUUCCGAGCAAAAUAAGUGUUUGUGGAAGCUGACUGACAUCUCAGAAAGGUCUGAAAAUGAAGGUGCUGGAUCGCUGAGGGCCAAGUUCGAGCUGUCGAGCGGUCCGUCAAACCCCUCCACUAUGGCAGUGCAGUUUAUGAACGAGGGGAGCACCCUGUCCGGAGUGGACAUGGAGCUCCAGGGGCCUGGAUACAGACUUUCUCUCAGCAAGAAGAGAUUCGCCUCAGGACGUUAUAUGGCAGAUUGCUGAGGUGGCCCCCCCCGCUCUGGUUCACAUACAUACAUCUCUCUCUACACACAACUUGGCAACUUUAGCCUCCGAAACCUCUGGAUCCACCUGAGCACCACUGUGCUUUUUGCCCAGGCGGCAAGAAUCUCACUACAAUAAAACAGCACUGAGUAUUGAACACUGUCUAAAAAAAAAAGAAUAAAAGAAAACUAAGAUGAGCUUUCAGGAACUGUGUAGAUAUGAAGUGGAAUAAUGCUUUCUCAUCAGUUCACUUUUGUAUAGUCAGAAACGAUUUAUGGAUUAGAUAUAAAUCUAUAUUGUUUUUUGAAAUCAUAAAAAAAAAAAGAAAGAAAAAAGUGCACUAACAAUCUUUUUUUCCGCUUAUGUUUGUUCUUCUUUUCAAGAGCCUUUGAGGAAUUUAAAACAAAACCAUUUCUGUCUGGAAGAGAAGAGAAGAGAAGUCUCUCUUUUUCCUCUGAUCUUGUAAAUAUUAACGCUGAAUCUUCUGCUCCACCAGCUCUGGCUUAGUUCUCAAAUCACUUUUGUUUGCCGAUCGUUCUCUUCGCCUCCGCACAAGUAGUCUUUUCGUGUUUUGUUUCAUGUGCAAUGAAGCCAUGAAGGUAGAAUCUGUCUCACCCCUCUCUCACUUUCUCGUGGCACAAGCUUGAUCUUGAAACUAACUUUGAAGUGCUUUCAAACAAAAUGCAAAAAACUAAAUCUGACCUCAGUGCCUCGUCUUAUUCUGUGGAUCAGUAGGUAACAAAAGUGCUUCAAUGUUUUACCCAGAUCUGGGUUGUUCUAGAUUUAAGCUACAUUUCUCUGUGGUAACAUGCGUGGAGUUUUUUAAACAAUCACCCAUAAUGGGCUUUGUGAUCAGUGGGGUCUUUUUAAAAUUUAUAAUAUUUUUCCCCUUUUAAAUUCCCCUUUCAGUCACGACGUGUCUUUUUUUCUACAUUUGAACCCCAAAUUUCUAUUCUUCUCACCAAUCUUAAACAUUGUGUCAAAUUGUUAGGUACUUAAAAAAAAUUGCAAGGGCGUUACCCCAAAAAGUCGUAGCUUUUUCUAAACUGGCUGUGUUUUUUUAAAAUCAAACUUUUGUGCCCUAUCGUUGGAGAAAUGUGCCUGAAUCGAACUUGUUUUGUAAACUCCAGUACAGUUCAUGAGAACAGCACCGACGUUGUGCCAGUUGUGUUUUUUACAGCUCUAUUUGGAUACCGAAGGGAAAAUGUCGCCUCUUUUUACAAGCCAACAGUCUUCCAGAAAUUAGUUUGUCACGUUUGCCUUCUUGGAUUGAGUUUGAUCAUUGAACUCAUUUUUAGUUUUUAUAUCUCGUCUUCUUUUCUGUACUCGUCAGUCGACCUCAACCUGUCACAUACUCACUGAGCAUUAGUGAUGUUUGAGAACAGUAGCACAUUAAGGCCAAACUAACGAUUGAAAUGCCUUAAACCAACUGCUCUACUACACUGUGUAAUCCAGUGUGGUUACAUGCUGUGACACAGUGUUGCCAUUGCCCUGUAAUAGAUUACUGAUGGGUCCUGCCUCUCGCACAGUGCAUGCUGGGAUAAGCUUCAGCCUCUUGUACAGCAGGAGCGCGUGUAGAAAAAAGGAUGAGUGGAAAUGUGUCACGUUUGGAGGGCUCGCUGCUGCUGCUGCUGCUGCUGCUGCUGCUGCUGUUAGAGGCUGUUGUACUUCUAGAUGGAGUAUUUUACGUUAUGUUGUGUGUCGGACAUACUUUCGUUGACCUCAUCCCCGCGAUGAUCCUGAAAUUGGUUGGUGUGUCGGUAUGUGACUCAUCUGGAGAUGCAAUAAGUUGCGUGGAAGCUGUGAUUGAAUAUGGAUGAAACCUUGUGGGAGGCAGGAGUUUCAUACGCUGUGCAUCCUGUGGCCAACUGACCUCAAAUAAGAUUUUAGGAGACGACAGUUCAGACUCAUGUUUAAUCACUUUGUCAGUGCUAUAAAACUUUUUAACUGGUUUACAGCUGUUCUAAACUCAAACCCUCAUUUGAUUCAUUUAAUGUCUCACUUGGAAACUUCAGGAUUGAUCAUAUCUUGCCAGGGUGAUUAAAUCUAUUCAUAAAUUCAUAAUGUUUUUAAUGUUUUGUAUGAUUCUUUAGUAGCUGGAUUAAGACUCAAGCUUUUAAUAAUAUCUUAGAGCCGGACACCGUUGUUGUCUGUUGAACUUUUAAUCAGCCAAAUGUUUGAAAUGAAUGAGUUUAUAUGAAAUCCUAAAAUUGUAGCACCAGAAGUUUGUACAGCGAAAAAUCAACAUGUUGCUCUGUGAUCCCCCCGUAAUCGAUUCUGUCCAGGAUUUUUGGUCAGAUGAACCAAAUGCAUUAAAAAAAAUGGACUUCACAGAUUCUGUAGGUAUAUUCAGUAUUAGCAAGCUGGUUCUUGCUGUCCCCGCAACACUUUCUAAAUAACUUUUUGAAGGCUCAUUUCUAGGUCACUUUCAUUUUCUUUCUUUAUAUGUUCUAUGAAGAGCAACAUUUUGUAAAUGAUUCUCAUAAAUUGUACAUUUUUACCAAUAUCAGCCACUUUUUGUCUCUACUUUAUGAUUUCUCAUUGUGCCUGUAUUAAAUGUGUAAUAUAUGAAUAUAUACAAAUAUAUGAAAAUGACUACUUCAA